This is a messenger RNA of Phasianus colchicus (ring-necked pheasant), 1301 nucleotides long. Its product is annotated as killer cell lectin-like receptor subfamily G member 1. The record is from RefSeq and is a predicted model, not a curated record. Gene Ontology annotation, cellular component: cell surface; plasma membrane. Gene Ontology annotation, biological process: regulation of natural killer cell mediated cytotoxicity. NCBI's taxonomy places the organism in Eukaryota, Metazoa, Chordata, Aves, Galliformes, Phasianidae. Gene Ontology annotation, molecular function: signaling receptor activity.
UCCAUUUCGUGUCACACUCGGCUGCCACAGAGGGAGGCUGGGGAAGGGGGUUGCUGCUCCCCCCUAUAGCCGUGGGGUGCACAGCAAGAGAAAGAGGGAAAGAUGGAAGAGAAUGUCAUGUAUGCUGAGCUGCGCCUGCCCCCUGCCCCAGCCCCUGUGCAGACAGCGCGGAUGUCCUGGCACUGGGCAGCCCUUGGCCUUGGAGCCCUGUCGCUACUGCUCUUACUGGCACAAAUCAUCCUCGUUGGAUUGAGCUUCCACUAUUUAGCUCAACAGGCGAGCUGCUGCCAUGGUCCCCAGUGCAUGGAGAACCUUAUCUCUGGGCUACAGGCUUUGCAAGGGAGCUGCCAGUUCUGCCCAGCUGGCUGGCUGUCGCAUGCAGGGCGCUGCUAUUACUUCUCCUCAGCCAAAAGGAGCUGGGAGCAGAGCAAGGAGGACUGUUGCUCCAGGGGAGCACAGCUGGCUAUCAUCCAAGCCAACAGCACACUGGCUUUCCUGACACACGUGUCCCAUAUGGAUGUCUUUCACGUGGGCCUGAAGCGGAGCCUUUCUGGGUUUGAAUGGAAGUGGCUAGAUGGCACCGUGCUGAAGAGGCUUUUCCGACUCCAACGCUCCACCAACUCCUUCCUGGCCUGUGGCAGAGUGUCAGGAUCAGGGCUGUCUGGUGGUGACUGUAGGGAAGCCCACGGCUGGGUAUGCGAGAAAAGUGCUGUCAACCUGCAGUGGCUGCAGUCCUCACCACCUGCUUUCCUCUGGGGAAACACCACCUAUACCUGUGCAAGGCCGUGAUGACCAUGGGGACAGUCAGUGCCCAGCACCCACCCCUGCCUGCCAGGCACCCAGGGCACUGACUCGGUACUCACAGCUCUUCAUCCCUCCCUUUGUUUAUUGUACGUUGCUAAUAAACUUUGAUGCUCACACUGUGGCUGGCGUUGGGGUUUAGGGUUGGGGUUCAGAGCUAGCAUGUGUCCAAGUGUCCCCAUGGCCUGGUGAGACAUGGAACAACUCCUGUGUGGGCUGGGGCAGAUGCUCUUAUGCUCUUGCGUCCAUCCUCCCCAUGUGGGAGCAGACCAGCAGCUCAGCAAGGUCAUUCCUGGGUGCUCCCCACACUGCCUGCUACCUGAACGUGGAACUGGUGGUGGAAUGGGGAAAAGAACAUAGGGGAAAGCAGGGUCCCUCUGUGACCAGGGCUGUAGGGCUCCUGGUGCCGCACAAUGGUGGUGUGGUUUAACUCCACAGGCAACUCAGUGCAUCACAGUGCUUUGCUCAUCCCCACCCUCCAGAGGGAAAAGAAUCUGACC